UAAAAAAAUGGCCGCUGUGCUGCAAGUGCACUUUUUUUUAUAUUAGACUAAUCCGAUCGAAACGAGCACGCGAACCCCUAAUUAGGAGCUCCUGUUGAACGGAAAGCCAUCAGAGGGGCAGUGGAAUCAUGGAGCAGGUGACGGAUACUGCAGCGACAACACCGGAGCCCACCCAAGCGGAGAUACCACCACAAGGAGUCGAAACAUCGGAGACUCUAGAACCAAAACCAGCGGCGUUGAAAACGCUUUCAGAAAGUGCGGAUCCCACUGAUUUGGAGAAUGAGCUGGCCAAUCUCAACGGAUCGGAAGAGGGCCCCGGCUUGGACGAGCUGAGUACGCUGGAGCAGGAGAUAGCUAAGCUGCAUAACAUUCGACCGCCGGAUGCGGCAUCUGAAGCUAAAGAAUCCGUCACUCCAAGUGGCGGAGAAAACAAUAGUGGUUUGGAGUCCCGCAUGGCCCCAAAAGAAAUUAAAAGUGGGUCUCCAAAAAUCGAAGACGGGCAUGAUGCCUCAGGCAACGGUCAGUCCAGCGAUUCCCCCUUGGAAGAGGUAGAUCUUAUUGCCCUGCUCAAGGGUACGGACACAAGUCAUGGCCAGCCCACCGGCGAAGAAAAGUGCGCGUUGGAGAAGGCUCUUUCCGAUCUCGACGGCGUUGGAGAAGACGUGGAUGUGGGUGUUACCAUCGAGGGCGAAGGGCAGUUCGAAAUCAUGGAAAUUGACGACGAUGAGGGGGAGUCAUCCUGUCGAAAAACCAGUCCCAAGGUACCUCUGUCCAAGACCAUCAAAUCUAACUCGUUGACUUCUAUUUCCAAGCAUAAGCUUUCCCCGGAACAAGCCAGAGCUGUAGCUCUGGAGCAAAUGGCCGGUCUUAAACCAAAGUCGCGCCGUAAGGAGCCGCCCCCACCGCCUCCUGUGGUCAAGCCAAUAGAUAUUGUCAGCUCAUUGAACGAUGAUUGGGACGACUACGAUUCUGAGGAAGACAAGCCGGGUUCCUCGUUGGUGACAGAAGUAAUAACUCUACCUCCGGCACAAGUAAUCACUAAAAAGCCACCAGUGCCUGUGAAAAGGGUGACAUCGCCAGUUAAGCGCAACCCGAACUCGCCCAUUUUGCUAAAUAACAAGAUCAGCGGGGUAAAAGUAAUGAUAAAGACCGUGAGCCAAAAGCAACUGGCAGCCUCAUUAAGUCCAGCAGUGGAGCAAUCCAAACCGACAGUCGUUGUGUCACCUUCCAAGGACACUGAAGAGCCUACCACGGGGUUCAAGCGCAUGCGUGUAAUUAAAAGGAAGAUAAUCUGGGAUCCCGAUGUACCGGAGACGAAAAAAUCAUUUGCGCAGUAUGCCAGCACUAAGGCAACGGGAAAGGCCUCAUCUCCAGCUCCCCCUACACCAAAAACAACUGUCAAAAGCAUUUCACCCACCACGACGACUAAGAAGGAGGUGGCGCCAAAAAAACGUUCGGCCACGCCUACUGCUCGGUCCUCUAAAGCUGGGACGCCGAUCGGAGGAACAGAGCGGGGUCCCUCGCCCGUCAAACGACGCGCGCAAACUCCGAACACAGGUCUAGCCAAUGGAGGAACCCAAAAAAAGAAAAAGGUCUCUGAAAUCGAUCGCCUGAUGGGCGAUGAGGGCGCUGCCAAUAUGAUUCAUGCGGUGGAGCAUGAACAGCGGGAGUUGAGUGGUGGUGAGGUGUCCAACAAACCGCUGAUGCGCAAACGAGCCAUGACCAUAACCGGAAGGAACCAGGCAGCCCGUAUUGCAGUGGAACCAACACCCCCCAAAAAAGAGUCAGCUCAUUCUGCCAACAAACGAACGCCUGCUGCGGCUGAUUCCGUAUUUACUAAGACCACCGCCAACACAUCUACCAGUAAGCCUCGCGCCUCCGACUCGUGGGACUAUGUUUACAAGCAGCGCGCCAGCGAGGAAUCGAUGAUCAUGCGUAGGCGCUCCAAUAGCUCCUACUCCAGCAACGCUUCCGUCAGCCGAAAUUCGCUGGACAAUAAACCUGGAGCAGCCAAUCUGUCUGAUGAUGCAGGCGAGGGCUCUGAUCCAUCCUUUAAGUUUUUGAAGCCCGUAAGCAAGUCGAACCAAAGGGGAGGUGAAGAUACCUCUUCGCAUACACUGGCUAACGAUAUGAAGGCGAACAAUGGUAGCGAACUGGUGUGUCUGCGCAAGGUUAACAAAGUUGCUCACUUGGUCAUCCACACGCAACGAGGAAAAUUUGGCCAUACAUACAGUAGGCAGUUGCUGGAGCAGUUGAACGACACACUGUCCAGCGUUGCCCGCAAAGGCGAAUUCAACACUGUGCUGCUUACCGUUGAGGGUCCACAGUUUUGUCAGGGCAUCGAUUGUCAGGAACUGAUUCAGGGAUCUUUGGAGAAGCGAAAAGAUACUGCCAGUCAACUGGCCGUAGCCCUGAAAUGCUAUUUACGCACUUUGGCAACAUUUCCCAAACCCUUGGUGGCGGGCAUUGUUGGCAGCCUGGUUAAUUUGGGCGUUAUGCAGCUUCCAUUUGCUGACUAUGUGGUGGCGUCUGAUGAUUGUUGCUUUGAGACUAACUAUGCCAAAUUAGGUCAACUGCCCGAGGGCUAUGCUCUGUGGCAUGGUCACCAAAAAGUGUCCAGUGAAGUGCACUCGCGCUUGUUCCUUCUGGGUGAAAGACUGUUCGCAACGGAACUUUUGGGGCCACAUAGUUUCGUUGACAAGAUCUGCAAGACCCGCAACGUCAAUGAAGAGGCUCUGGCCAUUGCCAAACAGAUAUCUACUAGCUCUGCGGAGAUGUAUCGCACGCUGAAGAAAGUCAACCACUCCGCCAUCAAUGCUACGAAAUUCCCACGUCUGGAUGAGGAACUGAAAGUUAUAGGCGAGCAAUGGGUUACUGCCAAUUGCUUGGCUAACUUCAAAAGUUAUCUUAACGACGUUGAUUUUUAGAGCAUAGAUUCAUAAAUACCCUUUACCAUAUGGGAAUGGUAGUGAAAUUCAUACAAACCAUUUAAAAUGUAAUUCGUACUUUUAGUUGAGUCCUUUUAGGAGUUUUAUUCUGGACCAUGAGACUAUCGCCCUAAGAAUUUUUGUACUCUUAUCCAUUAACACACGUGUAAAAUGUUGUAUCCUAUUGUAAAGUACGAACGCUGUGUAAAUUGUAAGAAAUUUGGAGGCAGGAGUUAUAUCCUGUUCUAUUAUAGUUUGAAAGGAAAAACCUUUAAUUGGAAACCUGUGUUCUUAAUCACAGAUAAGUUUAUGAAUGUUGGAAAUUUUAUAAAUCUAAACGGAUCCGCCAAUAAAAUUAUCUCUUACACGUUUUAAAUUUUAAA
Drosophila santomea is the source of this 3310-nucleotide messenger RNA. RefSeq lists its product as uncharacterized. NCBI's taxonomy places the organism in Eukaryota, Metazoa, Arthropoda, Insecta, Diptera, Drosophilidae. The coding region runs from base 129 to 2927 and encodes 932 amino acids. The record is from RefSeq and is a predicted model, not a curated record. The transcript is spliced from 6 exons.